AUGUCUGCCCCGCUUAGCCUGUUGAAGACAGCGUACAACGCUUGCAACAAGAUCGAGCGUAACGAGUACUGCUCAAUGGAAACACCGUACGUCGAUAUGCGAAUCUGUUGCUGGUCGCUGUUCAAAAUAAUAAAAAUCAACAAAAAACUAAACGGGGUCAAUGGUAGGAAGAACAUGUACAGGGAAUUGAACCGCAGGUUUAAAAAUAAGUUUCAACGCAUAUGUGAGAUGGCAGCGUUGAGUGGGCACAUCGAUUGCCUGAAACUUGCCCACGAGAUGGGCGUUGGAUGGGGAAACGGUGAGGCCUGCACCAUGGCAGCUCUAGCCAGUGAUCUGGAGUGCUUGAGGUACGCCUGGGAGAACGGAUGCCCUUGGGACGAGAGGACAUGCGCCUACGCUGCGGAAAGUGGCAAUCUAGAAUGCCUUAAGUAUGCCCGGGAAAAUGGAUGCCCUUGGGACGAGAUGACAUGCGCCUACGCCGCGGAAUGGGGCAAUCUAGAAUGCCUUAAGUAUGCCCGGGAAAAUGGAUGCCCUUGGGACGAGAGGACAUGCGCCUACGCCGCGGAAAGUGGCAAUCUAGAAUGCCUUAAGUAUGCCCGGGAAAAUGGAUGCCCUUGGGAUGCGAGGACUUACAUAUCAGCCGCGAUGAAUCUUCACAACGCCUGCGCAGAGUACGCACGGGAAAACGGGUGCCCAACCGACGAGCCUCAGUAA
Molecule: messenger RNA, 714 nt
Organism: Macrosiphum euphorbiae (potato aphid)
Lineage: Eukaryota; Metazoa; Arthropoda; Insecta; Hemiptera; Aphididae
Source: the annotation of a GenBank genome assembly